UGUGUGCUGAAGAACAUUUGAAAGGGGCUCAUCAUCAUCGUACAAUGAUCUCCAAAAUACUCCUCAUCUUCCUCCCAGCAGUUCUGGCCGAAAUCAACGUCAACAUCUUCGACAAUGAAGUCCAAUUCUUCGGAGACACCAAAGACAUCAUCAGCGACGCUGAACGGUCCACCUUCCGUAUCGAAGACAAUCAGCUCAAAGAUGCUAUUAACAAAUACACCCAGGGCAGGCCUGAUGAUGCUUAUGUAAAAAGUCCUACUCCUUGGAAUGAUCUGUACAAAGUCUAUGGAUGGUCCGAAGUUAGAAGGACUUUAAAAGUCAGAAGUGCAAGAGUACUGAACAAAAGAAGUGAACCUCAGAUUUUAUCAACCAAGAAAUUCCACAAUGGUAGCCCACGACCUGCUACUUACGUUGGAGAUGUUUCUCAAUUUGAAGAUAAUACUAUCACUCAUAAAUGGACCAAAGCUGGAUCUUUGUCAAUCGGUCAGAAGAUCAAUUAUAAUGUGAACCUAGGAGUCGGUAGCGUCGGUGGAGCAACCAGCUUUGCUUUCAAAAGCACUUUUGGAGAAGAAUCUGUUAACACUGUGACUACUAAGCUUGGAUCUAAAUCUUCUAUAUCCAUCACUCUACAGCCUGGACAAUCUGCUGUGGCAGUGUUAACUGCUAAUAAAGGAUCUAUGGAUGUAGAAGUGGAAUAUGAGGCUAGUUUAGAAGGGGCUGUAGCCACGAAUUUUGGGAAGACGCAUAAGGGGCAUCAUUUCUGGUCGUUUGACAUUAAUGGAGUUUUGGAAGCUGGUGGUUUGCCGAAGACUGUUGUAUGGAAGGAGGUGCUGAAUAUUGGGUUCUAUGCCAAUGAGAGUGUUACAGCUCAUGAUGGUAAUGGGAAUCCAAUUCAUUAACUUCUUUGAUUAUUAACGACCGGGGUGGCUCAGUCGGCAGUGACCCUGCCUGCUAAGCCGCGGUCCUGGGUUCGAAUCCCGGUAAGGACAUUUAUUUGUGUGAUGAGCACAGAUAUUUGUUCCUGAGUCAUGGAUGUUUUCUAUGUAUAUA
Molecule: messenger RNA, 1050 nt
Organism: Leguminivora glycinivorella
Lineage: Eukaryota; Metazoa; Arthropoda; Insecta; Lepidoptera; Tortricidae
Product: spherulin-2A-like
Exons: 2
Coding region: 45-899 (284 amino acids)
Source: RefSeq, a predicted model, not a curated record